AUAGAUUCGUUCAUUUAUCCAGAAAAUCUCCAUGCGGUGAACCUCACCAUUUUCUCCGAUGAAGAGUGCGUAGAAAGUUACCAAAAUGUCGAUGGAGGUGGACUUAAUCCUGAGACUGAACUAUGUGCCGGAGUUCCAGAAGGUGGAAAGGGGCAGUGCCAUAGCGAUUCAGGAGGACCCCUCGUUAUUGAUGGCGUUCAAUAUGGAAUUGUAUCAUAUGCCAAAGGAUGUGCUGAAAAAGGAUAUCCCGGAGUACUCACCAAAGUUUCAGGAUAUGUCGACUGGAUCCAAAAACAUAGAUAAAGAGAAUGGAAUGGCAGAGAUAUAAUCUUGACUUGCAUAUACGAUUAUAAUAGUUCUGUACUAUUGUUGAAUUAAAAAAAUUAAAAAAUUCUUGCGAAUGAGUGAAACAAUGA
Leptinotarsa decemlineata (Colorado potato beetle) is the source of this 416-nucleotide messenger RNA. Its product is annotated as trypsin-2. Gene Ontology annotation, molecular function: serine-type endopeptidase activity. The record is from RefSeq and is a predicted model, not a curated record. Gene Ontology annotation, biological process: proteolysis. NCBI's taxonomy places the organism in Eukaryota, Metazoa, Arthropoda, Insecta, Coleoptera, Chrysomelidae.